GGGAGCUCUUAUUGUAUCAUACUUUCAGUUUCACGGUGACGGUACAGCGCAGGGUGGACUAUUGCACGUGCAAACUUGGGUUUUUAUCGAAUAACCAGCCAUGGACAACCUUAGCAGUGCCAACACGACGUUCGCCUUGGAUCUCUUUCGUACUCUGGCCGGAACCAGUGCGAGUGGAAACGUCUUCUUCUCCCCCCUGAGCAUCUCCUCAGCUCUGGCCAUGGUCUAUCUGGGGGCCAAAGGAAACACCGCCGAUCAAAUGGCGAAGGUUCUUUGUUUUAAUAAAGCCGCGAACGUUCACCUGGAUUUCCUGACUCUCAGUUCAGACAUCAACAAACCUGCUUCCUCGUAUCUCCUGAAACUGGCCAACCGUAUCUACGGAGAACAGACUUUCAACUUUCUCACGGAGUUCUUAGAAUCCACACAGAAGUUCUACAGUGCAGAUCUGGUGCCCUUGGAUUUCAUUGGUGCUGUGGAAGAGUCACGGAAGCAGAUUAACCAAUGGGUGGAGGAGCAGACUGAAAGUAAAAUCAAAGACCUUCUGAAACCAGGAACGGUUUCUGCCAUGACGAGACUGGCUCUUGUGAACGCCAUCUACUUCAAAGGAAGCUGGAUGCACAAGUUUGACGAAAAGCAGACCCAAGAAAUGCCCUUUAAAAUCAGUCAAAAUGAGAGCAAACCGGUGCAGAUGAUGUUCCAGAUGAAGAAGUUUCCCUACAACUACAUUCCUGAAUACAACCUGCAAGUCCUUGAGCUUCCCUACCAGGGGAUGGAGCUCAGCAUGUUCAUCCUGCUGCCUGAGGAGUCCCCGGAUGGCAGUGCACUCAGAAAGCUCGAGGAAGUGCUCACUCUGGAGAAGAUUGACAGCUGGACGAACAGGAGCACCAUGGAGACCAGUGCGGAGGUCAGAGUUCACCUGCCCAGGUUCAAGCUGGAGGAGGACUACGAGCUGAACGCCCCCCUGGGGCGUCUGGGCAUGCGUGACGUUUUCGACGGGGCUCGGGCAGACCUGACGGGCAUGAACGGGGAGGGCGGGCUCUUCCUGUCCGCCGUGGUGCACAAGGCGUUCGUGGAGGUGAACGAGGAGGGCACGGAGGCGGCCGCGGCCACGGCGGGCAUGGUCAGCUUCUGCAUGCUGCUGGAGGAGAACUUCACCGCCGAUCACCCCUUCCUCUUCUUCAUCCGGCACAACCAGUCCCACAGCAUCCUCUUCCUCGGGAGGUUCGCCUCCCCGUGAGAGGGAACCCGACGUGUGUGUUAUUAUUCGCCCGAGGUUAAGCAAUAGUGUUGCGGUUGAUUCUGUGGCCUUUUCUUUUUUCUUUUUCUUUUUUUUUUGUUCCAGUUCUCUUUUCUGGGUUUGUCUCGGACUACUCUAAUCCAAUCUGACGGGCUCAUUUUGAAUGUCAUCGCCAUAUGGAAUCACAAACGUGAGGUGCAAGGGGUUGUCUAUAUGAUUCCAGUUGGCAGACUUGAAACAAGCUUUUGCAUCAUUCUUCUGUGCCACCUUUCCGUGUUCUUCACGAUGGAAAUCCUCCCAAUAAAACCAUAUAUAAUAAGA
Messenger RNA from Conger conger (European conger), 1558 nucleotides. RefSeq names its product leukocyte elastase inhibitor-like. The record is from RefSeq and is a predicted model, not a curated record. NCBI's taxonomy places the organism in Eukaryota, Metazoa, Chordata, Actinopteri, Anguilliformes, Congridae. Gene Ontology annotation, molecular function: serine-type endopeptidase inhibitor activity. Gene Ontology annotation, biological process: negative regulation of endopeptidase activity. The transcript is spliced from 7 exons. The coding region runs from base 101 to 1237 and encodes 378 amino acids.